AUGGAACCCAGAAAAAUAAUCAACUUUACAUCAGAAGCAGAAACAGGUUCUCAUCUACCAGUAAACGAUUCGUUCGUAUUUGACGGAACUACUUCUGAUAUCGCUCGACAGCUCUAUCUUCGUCAUGCAGCAGGGGAUUCAAUUGAAAAGUGUGUACCAAAUACCAUCCCAAGCACUGUAACUGCGCGACUUGCACCAUUUAAUAUCUCGUUUGAAAAUCUUCCUGGCUUGUUGCAACGAGCAUUGCUAUGGGACUCAGGUUUUGUCAUCUCGCCUGAAAAUGAUGCAGUACAAAUUUGGACACUUGGUGGCCGCUCAAUGGCAAAUUUGGCUAUUUCAAGGAUAGAAUACCAUACAACAGGAUGCACCGCUUUAAACUGCAGUCAACCGGACGAUAGAAUGUACAAUGCGAAUGAUAAUUGUACAGGAACACAGAUUCUAACGGCAGCUAAGUGUUUAAUGGACAAUUUUGACUCGGAUACAAGUUCGCAUGUUGCAAUGUGGUCAGAUGGAGGAGACGUUACGAUGAUUCCAAAUAUUCGAGCAGUUAAACAUGGAUGGGUGGAGACGGCAACAAAUGACUCAUUCUUAGUCUAUGCGGUGCAUACAAUGAAAUUAGAUGAAGAGCCAGCGUAUGGCAUGUGUAAUACACAUGGAUAUGGAUCACUAGUUGUACCAUGCUAUCCAGUGAGUAACACCUCAGCUGAUGUUGUAGCAGUCAUGUCAGUGCCAGUCUUUACGCCAUGGGUGACUACGUGGAUAAAGCAGUAUCAACCAAAGUCUAAUACUUCCGUUAACAGCAAGUCUGACGAUAGUAGAUUUAAUAUGUGGCUAUUAGGUCCGAUCAUACUAGGCUCCUUACUGGUAUUUCUACUGCUCGUUUUCUUUGUCUACAAGAAACGCCAACGACUGCCAUCGAUUUAUAUGCCACGUUAUUCACCUGCAGAGAGUGAUUGCAGUAGGAAAUCAAAACCUCCAGGUCCGCUCGUCGCACCUCGUCAGCAAGAGAAUAGAACAAGUCUUCGUCGUACUGAACAAGAAACAAUUGGAGAUUUUGAUCGCACGCUUCACUUACCUGGUCUUAAUGACAGUCCGAUCGAAGAGCAAUCGCCCAUACUAGAAGAGACUCCUCCACAUUCACGUCGAAAAACUGCACCAGCUUUUAUAACUUCUACUCUUGCAGCACGAAGCAGUCAAUUAGCUGCUCAAUUAAAUGCAUUAACAUCACGAAGAGGCUCCGUACCAUCAGCUUACACUUCAAUGGAAGAAGCUCAAGCUCCAGCGACGACUCGUGCUACACUACAAACAUUGAUGCCGACGGCUCGCCAAGCUUCAGCUCGAAGAAUUGUAGUUCGCCCACGUCCAUCGUCUAGUCCAGCUGUUCGUUUGUCUUCAGCACAAGAAUCAACUUAUCGUCGACGUCCAUCAUCUGCUCAGACACUUGGUCGUCCUUCUUCUGCUCAGACACUUAGUCGUCCUUCAUCAGCUCGCAGUUUGCGUCAAUCAGGUCUCUCUCUUUCUCGUCGAAGCUACUCGGAUGUUUGGAGUGAUCGCUCGUCGGUGCAAAAUCAAUCAGGAAGCCACUAUUUACCGACACUUCGAGAAUCCAUCUCGAUGUCUCCGAUUCAAAAUUAUAUGCCAUCGAUCCGAGAUUCAAUUCAAGCUGACCUUGAAUCUAUUCCAGCUCUACGUGAGACUUUCUCCCGCUACUCUGCUGCAGACAAUGUACAAUACAAACUCACAACAGACUCCAACCUUGUAGGUAAGCGCAUUGCAUGGGAGCGUAUUGAAGUCGGUCCACUGCUAUCCCGUGGAGCUUUUGGAGAAGUGUGGGCAUGUCGCUAUGCUG
This is a messenger RNA of Plasmopara halstedii, 1849 nucleotides long. RefSeq names its product tkl protein kinase. NCBI's taxonomy places the organism in Eukaryota, Oomycota, Peronosporomycetes, Peronosporales, Peronosporaceae. The record is from RefSeq and is a predicted model, not a curated record. The annotation marks the transcript as partial. The transcript has a single exon.